AUGCUGAGCUUAAAGAUCAUUACAAACUUGUACACCGCCAGAUUGAGACCGUUGAAAGUAAUAAAUGCAAUCAAUGUGGAAAUUAUUUUCGGACUAAAGGUGAAAGAGCCGAACACGAAACGUUUUACUCUCACAGAUAAGGAUGCGCUGCAUCUUGGAUUACCAUUUGUGCCUAGCUAUCUAGUACAGUCUGAUUUUUUAGAACAGAUGGUUCUUGGGUACAAUUAUCUUUCUGCUGGUGUUGAUAUUAUAUUCUCAACUGGCUCGGAAGUGGGUCAGCAUUGCUUGUUUUACAUUUCGAUUGGGAGCAAUGACUUCAUUCACUACUAUAUCCCGAAUGCCUCAAAUGUUUUAACUGUUUACCUGCCAUGGAGUUUCAACCAGUUUUUAGCACAGACGAUUAAACAACAGAUCAAGAACCUGUACAAUGACAAAGUGAGAAAAGUGGUUGUAAUGGGACUGGCUCCAACAGGCUGUGCACCUUACUACUUAUG
This is a messenger RNA of Solanum lycopersicum (tomato), 494 nucleotides long. The record is from RefSeq and is a predicted model, not a curated record. NCBI's taxonomy places the organism in Eukaryota, Viridiplantae, Streptophyta, Magnoliopsida, Solanales, Solanaceae.